This is a messenger RNA of Rangifer tarandus platyrhynchus (Svalbard reindeer), 1047 nucleotides long. The record is from the annotation of a GenBank genome assembly. NCBI's taxonomy places the organism in Eukaryota, Metazoa, Chordata, Mammalia, Artiodactyla, Cervidae.
AUGGCCGGAGGCUUCCUGGGGAAGACUUUAGCCGCCGUGUCCCUCUCUGUCGCCCUGGCCUCUGUGACUGUCAAGUACUUGGGCGGGUGCAGCGUCGCGGCGUACAGAAACUCACUUUCAUCCUGCAGAUUUCAUGUUAAUUCGAACAUGAUGUCUGGUUUUAACGGUAUCAAACAUUCCCACAACAAGGCUCGGACAUCUCCUUAUCCAGGUUCAAAAGUUCAACGCAGCCAGGUUCCUAAUGAUAAAGUGGGCUGGUUUGUUGAGUGGCGUGACUAUAAUCCUGUGGAAUACACUGCAGUUUCUGUCCUGGCUGGACCUCGGUGGGCAGAUCCUCAGAUCAGUGAAAGCAACUUCUCUCCCAAGUUUAAUGAAAAGGAUGGGCAGGUUGAGAGAAAGAGCCAGAAUGGCCUGUAUGAGGUUGAAAACGGAAGACCUAGAAAUCCUGCAGGACGGACUGGACUGGUUGGCCGGGGGCUUUUGGGGCGAUGGGGCCCCAAUCAUGCUGCAGAUCCCAUCAUAACCAGGUGGAAAAGGGAUAGAAGUGGAAAUAAAAUCACCCAUCCCAUUUCUGGGAAAAACAUCUUACAGUUUGUUGCAAUAAAAAGGAAAGACUGUGGAGAAUGGGCAAUCCCAGGGGGGAUGGUGGAUCCAGGAGAGAAGAUUAGCGCCACGCUGAAAAGAGAGUUUGGUGAGGAAGCGCUCAACUCCUUACAGAAAUCCAGUGCUGAGAAGAGGGAGCUGCAGGACAAGCUGCACAGGCUCUUCAGCCAGGAACAUCUGGUGAUAUAUAAAGGUUAUGUUGAUGAUCCUCGAAACACUGAUAAUGCAUGGAUGGAGACAGAAGCUGUGAAUUACCAUGAUGAAACAGGUGAAAUAAUGGAUAACCUUACCUUAGAAGCUGGAGAUGAUGCUGGAAAGGUGAAAUGGAUGGACAUCAGCGAUAAACUCAAGCUUUAUGCUAGUCACGCUCAGUUCAUCAAGCUUGUGGCGGAGAAACGAGAUGCACACUGGAGUGAGGACUCUGAGACUGGCUGCCCUGGCUAA